This is a messenger RNA of Penicillium verhagenii, 2016 nucleotides long. RefSeq lists its product as uncharacterized. NCBI's taxonomy places the organism in Eukaryota, Fungi, Ascomycota, Eurotiomycetes, Eurotiales, Aspergillaceae. Bases 1 to 2016 code for a protein of 671 amino acids. The record is from RefSeq and is a predicted model, not a curated record. The transcript has 6 exons.
AUGAUGGCCGUCAGGUCGCCGUUGCCCAUUCUGUCGUAUCACGAUGCUUCCAGCCCGUAUGCUGGGUCGGAUUCGAUGCCCUUCGAAGGUCCUUCAGCCAGUGCGAGGAACUCCAUUUAUAUCGCUCCGGAAGCAAAGUCAGUCGAUACAACGGAUUCUAUGCCUGUUGCCCCCGCAUCAGAUGGAGCGGAGCUAGAUGAGGAUAACCAUGAUGAUGAGGGGUCUAUUUCGGCAACACCAAUUCAGGAAUCAGGGCCAGCUAUACAUCCAGGCCUGACGAUAAAAACUACACACCCGCUUAAUAUUGGUUAUAAUACAAGAUCAGACGAUGAUGAACCACCACAGUCUGUCAUACAUGCUCCACCGGGAUUCAGAGAAUUUACUCGGGGGCAGACUCAAGAACAAGAACAAGAAUCAUGUGAUGACGAUGAAUCAUCUUCGCCAGACUCGGAGCAUGCUCAGUUGGCCAUUGCACCAGGAAAAGUCAGAAAGAUUGGUAAUAGUCCCAUAUCCCCACCACCAUUGACGACAUCGGUCGCACCCCCAAAGGACUGGUCGGAACGAGCAACCCCCCGUGCGCAGACCAGACAUGAGUUUGAAGAAUCAGAGCGACGCACACGCUCCAGCAGUUUAGAAGGUGACAAUCCAUUCUAUAAUUCUUGGGAUACGUCAAGCUAUACAUCGGCUCACACUUGGAUAGAUAUCCCCGAAGGAAAUUUCUCAAGCAAACAAGCCGAGAUCAACGCGCUACGUACAGCCCUGGCAGAAUGUUGGACACUAUGUAAUACGCUGGCUAGUCUUAGUUAUAUAAAUCGAGAACGGCUCGUGGGAACACCGGAAGAUGAGAUGCAAGAGGAUGCCUGGAGAUGCUGCUGGCGGCUAUGCCAGAAGUUAUACGAUACACGGGAGGACGAUUUUGCCCUGCAGGUCAACCCGACACUCGACCUUUGCCGAGACUUCUGCCAGGCCCUAUUUGAGGUCCGAGACUGCGAUAGUGAUAUUACGGACUCGGUGCUUCGCGUGAGCUUUGAGCUUAAUAAUCACCUUUAUAACACGCAUGAUCGCAACCUACCAGAUGCGUUCCGGGAGCGGACACUGGACUUCUAUAUUACCUUAUGUCACCGUCUCAUGAAGCAACGCACGCGUCUGACCGCGACGGAUUCGCUCCUCAGCGCAUGUUGGACGUUGGCCGAAAUGCUAUUCAGCAUCCGACAGAGUAAGCGAGAAGGAAAGAAGCUGGACGAGGAGCUACUUGGGUCGGCUGUGCAGGCCUGUUGGGAACUUUGUGAUAUUUUCCGCGAGGGCUGGACCCUGCACAGUAUGCGUAACUCGGAUCGGGGCACACCACGGCCUAGCCAAACGACAUUUGCCCAAGCCUUCCAACAGGCGGCACAACAAUCCGAACUUGACUUUGCUGAUGACUCUGGGCAACUCAACCCGGAGACCCCAACCACCAUCUUUGAGGAUACAGCAACGGUCUCCCCCGAUGAAGCUUCCGUGCCCAAUAUACUCGUGCUCGGCCAUGGUCACAGUCACAGCAAUGGGCACGGCCAUAGCUCCCACCCCAAGUGGCCCUCUGGUGCGUCCAGCAUUUCGGAUAAUUCUCGGUCCUCGGGACAUACCGCGUCGUCGGCGAACACGGUGACUACGGUCUCCGAGGAUGCAAAUUUCACCCGAUUGAAGGUGUUGGUAAUCAAAGCGGCUAUCAACAGUGGGUACCAACGGGGCAAAUCGCAGAAUCUACCAGCUUUUGUGAAGUCUCUACCUUCGGAUGCAUUUGGUUCGGCGCCGUGGCAGACCUCGUUGUUGAAGUACUAUCGAAAGUUAGUCGCGUUUGAUCCAGCCUUCCGUAGCGUUGGCUCGCAGGCCCGCGUGAGUGCGGUUGAGGUUGCCCGUGCGUGUCAAGCAAUGCUUCAAAGUGGACAGUAUUCAUGGCUGCGUGAUCUCUACCGCCUCGUUUUCGGAUUCCACAUGGAAGAAGCGAUGAGCCGGAAUACGAUCACCAUCCAGACUUGA